UCUGUCCUUUCUGCCCAUGUAGCUGGCGUGUCCCCCUCAGGUCGGAUGAUGUUCAAGGGGUAAGCUGAUUAUGAGCAAUUCGACUCGGUUUUCCUAGCUUCUCGUUUAUUUUCUGCUGCUGUUGAACAUUCCAAUGCAAACACUGGCAUUACGGCCCUUCGUGGCGAACCCGUUGGCCAAAUUCCAUGCAUCUACUAUUCACACGAUGGCCGCACGUAAACACGGGCAUUGGUACUGCCUCAUGUCGCGGAAACCUGCGAUGGCAAAGGCAACCUGAGCUACGGGAGAGGGCUCUGCUUUAUGCAACCCUUUUCUAGCAGUCGUCAUCUUCAUCCAACUAUUAUUUUCUACACAACUACGUCUGCACCCUGCUAAAGGAAAUGGAUAAUGCAAAAUCAACUUGGGUUGCAAUAAUAGGUGCAGUGCUGUUGUUUACCUUGGCAUAUUUUACGGGCCGGUCAUUUGUCAAACACCGCCGACAGCGUGAUAUGGUCACCAGCAGAAAUAUUCGUCGUAAUCGCCAUGACCCGCGGCCAACAGAUAUUGAGGCUGGUCAAAUAUCUCGUGCACAUACUGUUGACUACGAGCUACCUACCUACGAGGCCCCACCGCCUGUAUAUUCGCCAAAGUAGCUAGUGGAGGUAGUGGAGGUAUGGUGCCCUGUAGAUUGUAAUGCCCACUUGUCCCGAA
Messenger RNA from Linderina pennispora, 690 nucleotides. RefSeq lists its product as uncharacterized. The record is from RefSeq and is a predicted model, not a curated record. The coding region runs from base 381 to 632 and encodes 83 amino acids. Lineage: Eukaryota; Fungi; Kickxellomycota; Kickxellomycetes; Kickxellales; Kickxellaceae. The transcript has a single exon.